GCCGCUCCCGCUACGGCCACACUGGCUGUGCGACUUCUAUGCAGUUUUCAAUAGGAAUUAGCGUGUACAUUUUCGCAAAUUAAUAGGCCAAAAAGAAGUCUCGGAGUUUCCUAAAAUGGGCAGCGCGCUGGAAAACUAUGUGAAUCAGGUGCGCACGCUGAGUGCAUCCGGAAGCUAUCGGGAGCUGGCCGAGGAGCUGCCGGAGACGCUAUCCCUGCUGGCCCGCAACUGGAGCAUCCUGGACAACGUGCUGGAGACCCUCGACAUGCAGCAGCACUCGCUGGGCGUGCUCUAUGUGCUCCUGGCGAAGCUGCACAGUGCAUCCACCGCGAAUCCGGAGCCGGUGCAGCUCAUCCUGCUGAUGCGGGACUUUGUGCAGCGCAACAAUGCGGAGCAGCUGCGGUUUGCCGUGUGCGCCUUCUACGAAACAUGCCAUCUGUUCACCGAGUUUGUGGUCCAAAAGAACCUCAGCAUCGUGGGCAUACGGAUCCUUUCGCGCGCCAUCGACCAGAUCCGACAGUUGGACACCCAGCUAACGCCCAUCCAUGCCGAUCUCUGCCUGCUCAGUCUGAAGGCGAAACACUUCAGUGUGGUGCUGCACUAUCUGGACACGGACAUCACGGACAUCUCCACCGUGGCCGCCGAGUGCAAGACGCAGCAGCAGCAGCAGUCCCAGCACACGGUGGAUGCCAACAACGAUGCCAAGUACUUCUUGCUGUAUUACUACUACGGCGGUAUGAUCUACACGGCGGUGAAGAACUACGAACGUGCCCUGUACUUCUUCGAGGUCUGCAUCACCACUCCAGCCAUGGCCAUGUCGCACAUCAUGCUGGAAGCCUACAAAAAGUUUCUCAUGGUUUCACUCAUCGUUGAGGGCAAGAUAGCGUAUAUACCAAAAAACACACAGGUUAUUGGCCGUUUCAUGAAGCCGAUGGCCAAUCACUACCACGACCUGGUCAAUGUGUACGCCAAUUCGUCCAGCGAAGAGCUGCGCAUCAUCAUACUCAAGUACAGUGAAGCAUUUACGCGUGAUAACAACAUGGGUCUGGCCAAGCAGGUGGCCACAUCCUUGUACAAGCGGAACAUCCAGCGGCUAACGAAAACCUUCUUGACCCUCUCCCUAAGCGAUGUGGCCAGUCGUGUCCAGCUGUCCAGUGCAGUUGAAGCAGAGCGUUACAUCCUCAACAUGAUCAAAUCGGGUGAAAUUUAUGCCAGCAUUAAUCAAAAGGAUGGCAUGGUGUUGUUCAAAGAUGAUCCAGAGAAAUACAAUUCUCCAGACAUGUUCCUCAACGUGCAAACGAACAUAACUCAGGUUCUGGAACAAGUUAAACAAAUCAACAAAAUGGAGGAGGAGAUUAUAUUGAACCCUCUGUAUGUGAAAAAGGCACUUGGCAGCCAGGAUGAUGAUCUUACGUCGCAGCAUCCAAAGACUUUCUCGGGCGAUCCCACAGAUUGAUGAUGCCACCGCCGCAAAUCCACCAGAAGCAGCCUGCUGCUUUCAUUUCUACGCUCAUCCAAUCCCCAACAUCGUUUUCCACAUCUUGUCGCAGCAGCGAGGCCCUGGGCCCGAAAGCUGAGGACUCCUGCAGUCCGUACUCAUCCAGCUACCACAACAACAAACUGCGCUCUAAUUGCAAAUUUAUAGAUGAACAUGCUAUUUUAAAUAAACUAUGUAUAAAUCUAUGACUAA
Messenger RNA from Drosophila gunungcola (fruit fly), 1690 nucleotides. It is a transcript of the gene CSN3, whose product is annotated as COP9 signalosome complex subunit 3. Gene Ontology annotation, cellular component: COP9 signalosome. Bases 116 to 1456 code for a protein of 446 amino acids. The transcript is spliced from 9 exons. NCBI's taxonomy places the organism in Eukaryota, Metazoa, Arthropoda, Insecta, Diptera, Drosophilidae. Gene Ontology annotation, biological process: ubiquitin-dependent protein catabolic process. The record is from RefSeq and is a predicted model, not a curated record.